Paracoccidioides lutzii Pb01 is the source of this 810-nucleotide messenger RNA. RefSeq lists its product as hypothetical. The coding region runs from base 1 to 810 and encodes 269 amino acids. The transcript has a single exon. The record is from RefSeq and is a predicted model, not a curated record.
AUGCAUAAACAGUGUUUGAUACUAUAUCUCUUAUUCGCCUACAAUACCCCGUCGAUAGUCGCCAUAUCUUUAAACGAGAUCCAACCGAUCGUAUACUUUACUCCGACAUGUACGAGCGUUUACACCUCCAAUAUGAAAUAUUGCACAAACAGCGACUUUACGAACGAAGGACCCUGCUCGUCAGGAUGUAUUGCAGAGCUGGAAGCCCUGUCGCGUUCGCUUAAUAUCGCGUGCGUUGGAUCUCGGGCACUAGCCGAGUCCCUCAUAGGGUUAUUCUUCCAGAAUCUUGGGGUGCAAGCUCUCUGCCCUAAUGCUGUCAUUGGGGAUGAUGAGGGUAGUGGAGGAGAGGGAGAACGGACUUCCCAAGAUCCUGGUCCAACCGAUACUCAGCUUCUUCCCUCUUCAGAAACGAGGACAUCUCAGCCUUCGCGGACCGAGACAGAAACCGGAGAGGUAUCAUCGCGUCCAACAAGACCACCUAGUGUGACCACUUCCGCUGCCACCAGAGUUACAACUAUCCGCUCUACUUCUAUCACGACCAUGAUGACUUCCAUCCUCUCCACUACGACAUCAGUUCCUGCUCCUCCAACACCAACUACACAAGAGUCGUCGUCGUCGUCGUCGUCGUCUACUACUGCAACUCGCACCCGCGCUCCAACUAAAGACCCCUUUGGGGGCUUUGGGAACGCAUUUGACAUAAUUGCGCCCAACAAUGCCACACCUACGUUGAGAUCGAGUCGAUCUUGGAACAUGGCGAUUGGCGUUGCAACUGCAGUUAUACUGCUCACUAUGCUGUUGGCAUGGCAAUAA